Messenger RNA from Cucurbita pepo subsp. pepo (vegetable marrow), 1716 nucleotides. NCBI's taxonomy places the organism in Eukaryota, Viridiplantae, Streptophyta, Magnoliopsida, Cucurbitales, Cucurbitaceae. The record is from RefSeq and is a predicted model, not a curated record.
UGCAGGUCUGUUUAGUACUCACCCAACGGCCUUCGCACUGAACAAUUCAUUUCGCCACCGAGAAUGGGCGGCCGGAAUGAUGAGAUUUCUGCAACUUCCGGCCUCCGGAGUCCCUUAAUUAAACCACUCCGUCGUCCCCACAAGCCCAGAAGAAACUCCUUUGCUUUACUCUGUGCAGUCAUCGCUUCCAUGGCUUCCGUGUUGGUUGGUUAUGAUUUAGGUGUAAUGAGUGGAGCUGUAAUCUUCAUUAAAGACGAUUUCAAGAUCUCUGAUGUUCAAGUGGAGGUCCUUGUCGGAGUUAUUAACCUCUAUGCAAUUGUCGGUGCCGCCGCCGCCGGCAGAACCUCCGAUUGGAUCGGUCGCCGGUAUACCAUUGUUCUGGCUUCUGGGUUCCUCUUCGUCGGAGCUGUUCUCAUGGGGUUUGCCCCAAAUUACGCCUUUCUGAUGUUUGGAAGAUUCUUCGCCGGCGCCGGCAUGGGAUUUGCCCCGUUGAUUGCCUCUGUCUACACCGUCGAGGUUUCUCCGGCAUCCUCUCGCGGCUGCUUCUCCACUUUCCCGGAGGUGUUCGUUAAUUUCGGAAUUUUAUUGGGAUACAUUUCGAAUUACGCAUUCUCCAAGCUCCCUGUUCAUCUGGGGUGGCGAUUUAUGCUCGGAAUCGGGUUAAUUCCGUCGGUGUUCUUGGCUGCCGUCGCGAUUCUCAUAAUGCCGGAAUCUCCCCGGUGGUUGAUUUUACAAGGCCGUGUCGGUGAAGCCAAAAAAGUCCUCAUCAGAACCUCAGAUUCCAUAGAAGAAUCUCUACAGCGCCUUGCCGACAUAAAAAAAGUUGUCGGAAUUCCGGCGAGUUGUGAAAACGACGUCGUUCAAAUCCCAAAACAGAGCAGCCACGGCAACGGCGUUUGGAAGGAGCUCUUCCUCCACCCGACGGCGGCUGUCCGCCACAUCAUGAUAACCGUCGUUGGUCUCCAUUUCUUCCUGGAAUCCACUGGCAUGGACGCCGUCGUUUUGUACAGUCCCAGAAUCUUCGAGAAGGCCGGAAUCUCGUCCUCCGACCACAAGCUUCUCGCCACGGCGGCUGUUGGGUUGACCAAGACACUCUCUGUCUUAAUCGCCACCUUCUUGUUCGACCGGAUCGGACGGCGGCCGUUGAUUCUGACGAGCGUCGCCGGCAAAACAAUUUCGCUAAUUAUUUUAGGGACGACGCUCACGAUUAUCGAACAGUCAGACGAGCAAAUGACGUGGACGGUGGGGCUGUGCAUUGCAAUGGUGUUAUCCGACGUGGCGUUUUACUCAAUUGGGAUGGGUCCCAUGUGCUACGUCAGCUCGGAGUUUUUCCCAUUGAAGCUACGCGCUCGAGGUGUGAGCGUGGGGCUUAUCAUGAAUAGGUUAUCAGGCGCAGUGGUGACAAUGACGUUUUUGUCCCUGUAUCGUGCUAUUACAAUUGGUGGCGCGUUCUUCCUCUACGCUGGCAUUGCGUUGGUAGGGUGGGCGUUUUUUUACGUGGUGUUCCCGGAGACACGUGGCAUGGAUUUGGAAAAUGUAGAGGGGCUUUUUGGUAAUUUACUAUGGAAAUUCUCCGACCGUGAGUAAAAUAAUUAUUUAGUUUUGAGUUAAAAAAAAUUCGUGUUUGAAGGGUAAAAUUGUAAAAUUGUUUAAUACGAUGUUCUCAAAUAUACAUGCUACGUACUUAUAAUGGUUCAUUUGUGAUAUCAUUCACAU